AUGCCAAGACAAUCCACCUUAAACCAACAAAUCCCAAUCAACGGUAAGAUCGGGUUCGGCCUCAUGGGCUUCACCUGGCGCUCACAGCCAAAGACGCAGGAGGAGUUCAACGAAACUUUGAAGUACAUCUUGGACCACCACUACGUCGACUACAUCAACUCUGGUGAGUUCUAUGGUAACCCACCAGACUCCGAGUUGAACUUGAAGUACUUGCAGGCCUUCUUCAAGAAGUACCCUGAAUAUAGAAGUAAGGUCACCAUCAGUGUCAAGGGGGGUAUUGACUUCAAGACCUUGGCCCCGGUGCCUGACGUCGCAGGAUUGCGCCACUCUAUCGACAACAUUUUGUCGUUCAUGCCGGAUGGGUACUUGGAGUUGUUUGAAUCUGCCAGAGUUAACCCCUCUAUUCCGAUGGAAACAUUUGUGGAGGUUGUGCGUGAGUACAUUGCUGCCGGUAAAAUCGGGGGGUUGUCCCUUAGUGAGGUGAGCGCCAACACCAUCCGUAAGGUUCAUGCUUUGUACCCUGUCAGCUGUGUUGAGGUUGAAUUCUCGUUGUGGUCCCGUGAAAUUUUGACCAACGGGGUUGUGGAAACUUGUGGGGAGUUAGGGAUUCCUAUCGUCUGCUACUCGCCAUUGGGCAGAGGUUUCCUCACCGGUACUAUCAAGAAGGUGGAGGAUAUCCCGGAGAACGACAUGAGAAGACUGUUUGACCGGUUCUCAGGAGACGCGUUUACCAAGAACUUGAAGUUGGUUAAUGACUUGCAGGAGUUGCUUAAGAAGUGGGGUGACAAGAACAUUACCAUGCCAAAGUUGGCGUUGGCCUGGAUCGCUCAACACAGCGAGUUGAAGAACUCUCCAAAGUUUUUGGCCAUCCCCGGUGGUACCACCAUCGACAGGGUGGAGGAGAACUUGUCUUCUCAGAAGAUUAAGUUGACAGAGGAGCAGUUUGCCGAGGUUAACAAGCUUGUUGGUGAGGCUACCGUUGUUGGUGGAAGAUACAACAAGCAUGUUGAGGCUUCUUUGAGCGUUUAA
Messenger RNA from Babjeviella inositovora NRRL Y-12698, 1029 nucleotides. RefSeq names its product pyridoxine 4-dehydrogenase. Lineage: Eukaryota; Fungi; Ascomycota; Pichiomycetes; Serinales. The coding region runs from base 1 to 1029 and encodes 342 amino acids. The record is from RefSeq and is a predicted model, not a curated record. The transcript has a single exon. Gene Ontology annotation, cellular component: cytoplasm.